AUGGCGCCUCUCAAGCUCGACAGCAAAACCCUCUCGCAAAUCUCGACCUCAGGUAAAGGACAGAUCAAGGUCCCAACCUACCAGCGCGAUGGCGCUGUCAAGGAAGGAAUCGUUCAUGUUGGUGUUGGCGGCUUUCAUCGCGCCCAUUUGGCCGUCUAUGUCGACCAAUUGAUGCAGAAUCACGGCGUUACCGACUACGCAAUUUGUGGUGUUGGCUUGCAGCCAUUCGACGCAACCAUGCGUGACGUCUUGGGCUCGCAGGACAGUCUCUACACCGUGAUUGAACGUUCAGCCAGUGGAAGCGUUGCCCAUGUUGUUGGCAGCAUUAACUCCUACCUCUUUGCACCGGAUGAUCGCGAGGCUGUGGUUGCCAAGAUGGCUCACCCAGAUACGCAUAUUGUCUCGCUCACCAUCACCGAAAGCGGUUACUACUACAACGAGAACACACACGAGUUGCAAAGCGAACAUCCCGACAUUCAGUUCGACCUCGACUCCGCCAACGAAAAGGCACCCCGCACCACUUUCGGCUUCCUCUACGCCGCCCUGGUACGACGCCACAAACAAGGCCUAAAGCCUUUCACCGUCAUGUCGUGCGACAACAUGCAGAAGAACGGCUCUAUCACACGUCACAUGCUCGAGUCGUUUGCGCGCCUAAAGAACCCCGAGAUUGCAAAGUGGAUUGCUGAGCAAGGCGCGUUCCCUAAUGCCAUGGUCGACCGUAUCACACCUCAGACAUCAGCCACCGACAAAAUAGCACUCUCAGAGAACUUUGGCAUUGAGGACCAAUGGCCAGUCGUCACGGAGCCUUUCAUGCAGUGGGUUAUCGAGGACAAAUUCUCUGACGGCCGCCCGCCAUUUGAGAAGGUCGGUGUCCAGGUUGUUAAGAAUGUCCACGACGUCGAGCAGUUCGAGAAGCAUAAACUGCGUCUUCUUAACGGUAGCCACUCAGCUAUAGGCUAUCCAGGUCAACUAGCAGGCUUCAAAUACGUCCAUGAGGUUAUGGAAAACCCGUUAUUCCGCAAGUUCGUGUGGCAGAUGAUGCAGGAGGAGGUGAAGCCACUCUUGCCUGAUAUUCCAGGUGUCAAUAUUGAUGAGUACUGCAACACGCUUAUCAACCGUUUCUCCAACCCCACAAUAAUGGAUCAGCUGCCUCGCAUCUGCCUCAACGCUUCUGGCAAGAUUCCUCAAUUUAUCAUGCCGUCGAUUGCCGAGGCGAUUUGGGUUACUGGCCCGUUCCGGCGCUUGUGCUUCGUCGCAGCUGCUUGGUUCCACUACAUCAACGGCGUCGACGACAGCGGUAAGGCGUUCAACGUUGAUGAUCCCAUGCGUGAGGAGCUUCAAGCCAAGGCUCGCGCAGGAGGGACUAACCCGGCCGAGCUACUCAGCAUUAAGAAUUUGUUUGGUGACGACUUGCGUAACGACAAGAGAUUCGUCAAUGAGCUCACUAUCGCUAUGGAGGACAUUGCCCGGGACGGCAUUUUGAAGACACUUCCUAAGUACAUUGACUAA
Molecule: messenger RNA, 1509 nt
Organism: Talaromyces atroroseus
Lineage: Eukaryota; Fungi; Ascomycota; Eurotiomycetes; Eurotiales; Trichocomaceae
Product: Mannitol 2-dehydrogenase
Exons: 1
Coding region: 1-1509 (502 amino acids)
Molecular function (GO): mannitol dehydrogenase activity
Source: RefSeq, a predicted model, not a curated record